Messenger RNA from Penicillium cataractarum, 660 nucleotides. RefSeq names its product 60S ribosomal protein eL13. Lineage: Eukaryota; Fungi; Ascomycota; Eurotiomycetes; Eurotiales; Aspergillaceae. The record is from RefSeq and is a predicted model, not a curated record. Gene Ontology annotation, molecular function: structural constituent of ribosome; RNA binding. Gene Ontology annotation, biological process: translation. The coding region runs from base 1 to 660 and encodes 219 amino acids. Gene Ontology annotation, cellular component: cytosolic large ribosomal subunit; ribosome. The transcript is spliced from 5 exons.
AUGGCGAUCAAGCACAACAACCAAAUCCAGAAGAACCACUUCCGCAAGGAUUGGCAGCGUCGUGUGCGUGUGCACUUCGACCAGCCCGGCCGCAAGCACCGCCGUCGUGAGGCCCGUAUCGCCAAGGCCGCCGCCGUUGCUCCUCGCCCCGUCGACAAGCUGCGUCCCGUUGUCCGGUGCCCUACCAUCAAGUACAACCGCCGUGUUCGUGCUGGCCGUGGUUUCACCCUCGCUGAGCUGAAGGAGGCCGGUAUCCCCAAGAAGCUCGCUUCCACCGUCGGUAUCUCGGUCGACCACCGCCGCACCAACUACUCCCUGGAGUCCAAGGUCGAGAACGUCGCCCGCCUGAAGGACUACAAGGCCCGCCUGAUCCUCUUCCCCCGCAAGAGCGGUCAGUUCAAGAAGCUCGACUCUUCCGCCGAGGACGUCAAGGCCGCCAAGGCUGGUGAGGGUCUCACCAAGAAGGUCGGCGCUUCCUUCCCCAUCGUCAACCCUGCUCUCGAGGCCGCCGUCACCGAGGUCAGCCGUGCCUCCCUCCCCGAGGGUGAGAAGGCCGCUUACCGCCGUCUCCGUGACGCCCGCGCCGAGGCCCGCCACCGCGGCCAGCGCGAGAAGCGUGCCCGCGUCAAGGCUGAGGAGGAGCAGGCCGCCAAGAAAUAA